AUGUCUGAAGGAACACGGCCCAAGUACGACAAUCUCCCAGGCAUUGACACCGCCCCGGACAUAUACGAGACGCCCGAACUCGCCGAAGACGUGUCUACAAUACAAGCCUCCACCGCUGUUUCCGAAUCCGAUGGGGAAGGCGACGAUGACGACCCCAGGGACUCAGCAGUCCGUCACCAACGGCUCCAGCCAGACCAAGCCCGCAGCCGCUUCCAGCCCUCACGAAUAGACGCCCGCGGGGUCGAUUUCUCAGACAACAUCACCGCACAACGCCAAUCCUACCGCACAUCGACACAGCGCCAGCGACGGCGAGGCGAGAUAAUAGGAGAUGAUAGCGACGAAGAAGAGGAAAGCUUCGCAAAGAAGCUGUUGCGGAUCAAGAGGGAGCUAGCUGGGCUGGAAGAGGAGUACGAGCGCGGGGUGCAGAGCGGGGACAAGUCGAAGAUUGAGGAGCAAGACCCCAAGGAGAUGAUGGAGCUGAUAGCGAGCAAAGUCGACACGAUAUACACAGCACACAAGGGCGGUGCUCGGGGCGCACAGGCGAUACUUGAUCGGACGGUACAAAAGUUUGAGAGCUACAAGCCCUUUGAACCCAGCCCCAAGAUCAGCGAUGCCAUUGCAAAGAAGCCGCCGCUACCUGGCACCCAGAUACAAAAGAGCCAGCUGGAGUUUGUGCUGAACCAAGCGGCCGAGUUUGACAAGCGAAUUACUCAGAUGGAAAACAAUCUGGGCCUAAACGGAAACACAAUGCCGGAUCUAAGCGACCAUACGCCUUUCCCUGUCGCCACUACCCUGACGAGGUUGGAACAGACACUCAGCUUGAUUGGAGACGCCUCUGCCAACAAUAUGGAUGCCGUUACACAGAACGUCAAGAAGCUCACAGCAGAAGCGGAGCAUCUGAAGGAGGUUCGACAGGAAGCUGCACAAGCUGGUUCGACUUCUGGCGACAACAAGGCUCCCAUAUAUCCAGACCAGGAUGCCAAGAUCAAUGCGCUGUAUGGCACCCUGCCUUCUGUUGACAAGCUAUCGCCCAUUCUGCCUUUGGUCCUAGAGCGUCUGCGCACACUGCGACUCGUGCAUACAAGCGCUUGGCAAGCCGAUACAGUAUUAACAGAGCUAGAAAGCAGGCAGUCGACGCAAGAACAAGAAAUCAAAAAGUGGGAGCGCCAACUUGAGGUUCUGGAGAAGAAGAUGAAGACAGCCGAGACGGCCAUGGUCAACAACGUCAAGACUGUUGGGAAUGAUGUCAAGAUGCUGGAGGAGAAGAUGGCUAAGCUGCUUGCAGGAGGCCACGAGGAAUAA
Alternaria postmessia is the source of this 1302-nucleotide messenger RNA. RefSeq lists its product as uncharacterized. The transcript has a single exon. The record is from RefSeq and is a predicted model, not a curated record. Bases 1 to 1302 code for a protein of 433 amino acids. Gene Ontology annotation, biological process: mitotic spindle organization. Gene Ontology annotation, cellular component: dynactin complex; cytoplasm. Lineage: Eukaryota; Fungi; Ascomycota; Dothideomycetes; Pleosporales; Pleosporaceae.